Protopolystoma xenopodis is the source of this 585-nucleotide messenger RNA. Lineage: Eukaryota; Metazoa; Platyhelminthes; Monogenea; Polystomatidea; Polystomatidae. The record is from the annotation of a GenBank genome assembly.
AUGCGUCUGUCCAUCAGCGAGUUGUGUGCGUCUGCUGCGAUAAAUCGCGUUCCCACGAGAACUGGAGCCGGGUCUGAAAACUCAAUUAUCCGCCCAAAUGGCCUCGUCGCGAGGCGAUCUGUAAUUGCCGCCCCGCUCCCCACCCCGCCACGCUCCUGCCCCUGCCCCUUUGCCCUUUACCGUCUUCCCUUUCUGCACCAGCCUCAACACACACACACACACACACACAAAGACGCAGAGGGGGUGCGAGCGGGACAGACGAACGGGAUGAAGUUAAACGAAGACGGGCAGAUGCAGUUGCGGCAACAUCCGCCCCGCGCUUCCGCGCCUCAAGCUAUGCUCGUCACUACGACUGGAUUCAGUUGCCAGCACACACACCGACACGCUCUAACACCGGCUCCGGCUCCGGCCGAGGCGGCGGCUGCGGCUGCGGCUCAAACCGGCCAAGCCGACAGAUGCGAGUUGGCCAAAUUUGCUCCCAUCAUUAUCGAUCACACGUCCGUUGCUAUGCUUACACGAGGUCUGUACUCUUCUUCUCUUAUCGAUUUGCAGGCUAUCCACCGGCCUCUGACAGGCUCUCUUUAA